This is a messenger RNA of Stylophora pistillata, 2508 nucleotides long. RefSeq lists its product as uncharacterized. Gene Ontology annotation, cellular component: membrane. The record is from RefSeq and is a predicted model, not a curated record. NCBI's taxonomy places the organism in Eukaryota, Metazoa, Cnidaria, Anthozoa, Scleractinia, Pocilloporidae.
AUAAACGAUGAUAUCAUCGAGGUAAUCCACAAGUAGUGACUCCCGUUUCUAGCCGGGCUGAUCUCAAAGUGCUGUUGACAAAGUCAACCUGCAAGUAAAGGAAGUUCCGAUGGAAAGGAGAGGUGAUGUAAACGGAGAAGUUGCGCUGGAUUUUCCAGGAGAUGGAAGUUACAACCACAGACCUCCACAUUCACCGACUCUCGGUCAUGCACAGUGGAGCCAAUUUUCUUACGAGAACCAAACUACACAGCCACAAAACGACUCAGGCGUGAAUGCAAAAGUAAAGAGAAAGCGAACCCCAUUGGAAUGGUUCAAGAAAUAUUUCUUGGAAGGUCAAGCACUGACCGACACUCAAACCCAGGCUCUUCAGAAGCUCGACCCGAACGCACCAUGGCACGAGAGACUAAUUGUCCAGCACCGUCGACUGGUGGGCGUGGCCAUUCCCUUUAUCUUCUUUCAAGUUAUUUGGUGGAGUAGCGCCAUCAAUUACGACUUCUGGAGCCUGUUCCCUGACCGAUAUUUCAUCUCCAUAACGAUGAUAUUUGGCUCAAUGAUUGCAGGAAUGACAAGUGAAGGUGGAGGCGCGGUCGCUUUUCCCGUCAUGACCCUCGCUUUUAACAUUGCUCCAGCAGUGGCGCGUGACUUCUCACUGAUGAUCCAGUCCUGCGGUAUGACAGCGGCGGCUUUCACCAUCUUUUGGAUGCGCGUGCAGCUUGAAUGGCACUCCAUCAUAUUCUGUUCGCUUGGUGGAAUCGUCGGCAUGGCACUUGGUUUGGAGUUCAUUGACCCUAACCUCACCCCACCUCAGAAGAAAAUUGGUUUUGUUUGCGUGUGGUUCUCGUUCGCUUUUGCCUUGUUCCUUUUGAAUCUCUACCACAAGCGAAAAACAUACAAAGUCAUCCCAGAUUUCACGCUAUGGAAGAUGAUUGUUCUGACUUUAACUGGAUUCAUCGGCGGAAUUUUCUCUGCCAUUGCCGGAAGUGGCGUGGACAUCUGCAGCUUCAGUAUGCUGACACUUCUGUUCCGAGUAAGUGAAAAGACGGCAACACCAACUUCCGUUGUGCUAAUGGCGGGAAAUACCGUGGUGGGUUUCUACUGGCGCCAAGUUAUCCAACAAGCUGUGAGUGCCGACGCGUACUAUUACCUGGCAGUCUGUGUCCCAAUUGUUGUGUUAGGAGCUCCCCUUGGCUCUGUGUUGGGCAGCCAUUUCCAUCGACAGGUCCUUGCUGGUUUGAUAUAUGUCUUGGACACCGUGGCCCUGGUCAGUGCGUACGCGAUCGUCCCACUCACUAAGGCUUUGAUCGGAGUUUCCGUGGGUAUCAUAGCUUUUGGAUUCGUGUUUUUCGGUGCCAUCACUUACGCUGGACAGAAGAUUAUGGAAAGUAUUGAAGAAGAGAAGGAACAACUUCCACAAACUCAUGUCAACGGAGAUGUGAAAGAGAAAGAAAGCGGAGUUGUUAACCACAGGAAAGAAGGAAAAAUUGAAGAUAUUGACUUAGGAAAGAUGAAUCCUGGGUUUUCUUCCCGCACAGAUGUCUCAAACCAGCUGUAAGGGUGCGUUAUUACAAAUUAUUUCUUUGACUCUCAGAACUGAUCAAAAUACAUAUAUUCUCCUGGCUAGUAUUCAGUACAAUGUUAUGCAGGAAGGUAGCGAGAACAAAGGAAAUUGUCAAAUGGAGGAUGUGGUCUUCAUAAAACAUUCAAUUCUUAGAAUAUGUCUAACGGGAAAUAUCUUCUAUACGUUAGGAUAAUAACAUCUGACAUUUUGGUAAUGGAAGGGAUAUAUAACUAUGGCUUCAAAGAAACUACUGUACAGGGACAAAACACCUGCAUGUAGUCAAAAAACUGUGAAGCAACUCCCUCAACCUCCUAUUUAACCAAGUGAGCUCCACAUGGAAAUCCAUUCGCUUAAAGUAAAGAAAUGAUAGUGAUACAGACCUUAUUGGCUUUUACAGCGAUCGGAACCAUAUAAGUAUAAAUCCAUCAGUUAUUAACCUUCCCCAUGACCCGAAUUCUUUAGAAUAAUGCUGCAUUGAUUACCAUUGGGAAUUCAAAUUUACCUAAUUUCGUUCACUCAUCCAUUCGUCCAUUCAUUCACUUAUUCAUUUCUGCAUUCAGUUAUUUUGUCAUUCAUUCUUUGACUUUCUUUAAGAUAAUUUAAUUCCAUGAGAACAAAUUGCGCCUAUGGCAGAAAAUAUGUGUAUUUUCGCAUGUUAUUGUUGUUAUUGUUGUUGUUGUUGUUGUUGUUGUUGUUUUUUGUUCUUUACCACCAUUUCAAAACGUGACUCCAAUGUCAUUUUGGCGCGUCACACAAUUUUGCAUAAUAAUGUAUGCGUGACAAGCGCAAACAACGGCAAACAAACAGAUCUGGCAAACAGUCAUUUUCAAACAAUCCUAUUGUAUUUACUCAUCGUACAACAAAACCUAUGUACGAAGGGCUCCGACGAAGGGCUAACGCUUGAAAUGUCAGCUUUUGUAAUCGUUACGGUGGCCAAUUUACCAUUUCAA